This is a messenger RNA of Saccostrea echinata, 1030 nucleotides long. RefSeq lists its product as uncharacterized. The record is from RefSeq and is a predicted model, not a curated record. NCBI's taxonomy places the organism in Eukaryota, Metazoa, Mollusca, Bivalvia, Ostreida, Ostreidae. Bases 127 to 669 code for a protein of 180 amino acids. The transcript is spliced from 6 exons.
GCCCUGUACUUUUUUUAAUAAAGGAAUUUCAGUGCUAAAACCAGACUACGUUUUUAAAGGAUAUACGUAUGUUGAGGACUUCACAAGAUACACUCUGCGACGGAGAGUAAUAAAUCUCAAAACCAAAUGGCUGGCCACAGAAUUUUAUUUACAUUGCAAUUGGCUUUCAGCACAUUUUUAUUACAAUCGUGCGAGGGAGUUUGGUACCAUUUUCUAACAGGAAAACCUGAUUCAGAGGAUAAAACGGUGUUCGUGAAUCUCACUAAGUUCCCUAAUGGAACCAUCCAUAGUUAUAAAACCAAAUAUGACGGACAAAAUUGCUAUCAAAUGGGACCAGUUGAAUUGAAAAUGGAAACCAAAACUCAACCAAUGACGUUUAGCAAUGUUUACAAAACCUGCCAUCUCAGCAAUUUAGCAUUGCUGCACAUCCAAAAUCCGAAGGAACCCUAUCAGAUCGUUAAGGUAGAGACUAAAAAUAAUUAUGACGUGAAAAGCGGAAACUGCGUAAGCAGAUCGGGAACUUACUUUGUUGUCCUAACGCAAACCACGAACCCCUCAUCGGACAUGCUGUCGGACAUACGUAACGAUUUGCUGGGACUUGGAAUCGCCUUGCUAAAGAAACAAGAUUUAUCAGUUUGCCCUGUAAACAAGGUUGGACAUAAGAUGUGAUCAUAUCAGAAUAUUAAACAUACGCACAGAAAAAAUUAUACUACAUAACAUAUUAAUAUAAUCUUAUUUAAAGUAUGACAAUUCUUUAGCAUAAACUGAUAAAGGGGUCUAAAUGCUACCUGCGACUAAGGUCAAGUGCUACAUCAUACUCAUCAUUUUAAAUGAAACUAUUAACUGGCAGUACUCAGAAUCUUCCUAAACAUGCUAAAUUCAGAAAAAAAAUACGCAACUGUCGAAAUAAAGUCCUAGACAUGUUUUAUACUUAAGUGAGUUUACAAAGAUAAAAAUAUGAUAGAAAUGCAAGAAUAAAUAGAGGAUAUUCAAUGUUUUGUAGAUGAAUAUGGAAUUUAUUUCACGAGUG